This is a messenger RNA of Perkinsus marinus ATCC 50983, 1347 nucleotides long. RefSeq names its product 10 transmembrane domain, possible aa transporter, putative. NCBI's taxonomy places the organism in Eukaryota, Perkinsozoa, Perkinsida, Perkinsidae. Gene Ontology annotation, biological process: amino acid transmembrane transport. Bases 1 to 1347 code for a protein of 448 amino acids. Gene Ontology annotation, molecular function: amino acid transmembrane transporter activity. The record is from RefSeq and is a predicted model, not a curated record. The transcript has a single exon.
AUGGUCGAACAGGCGGAUGCCGUGGUUGAGUUGUCGCCCUCAUCUAAGACUGACAGCGACUGUACUGUGAAGGAGUCCAAACCUACUGGCAACAAUUUCAAGUGGUGGGAUGUGCUAGCUGAGGGCUCUGAAGCCGCGGCUGCGUUCAGCCUUAUGAAGGGUACCCUUGGUGCUGGUGCACUGGCCGUUCCUUACACUAUGUACGGUGCUGGUAUCAUAGCUGGCACUAUUUUACUUUGUGCCAUGUGCUUCUUUACAUUCCUUUCUGUCGAGAUGAUCGUCAGGGCACAGGAUAUCGCACAGAAGGAUACCUAUGAGGACCUUGUGGAAAUGCUCUUCGGGAAGAAAUUGGGAUGGAUUUUCCAAAUAGGCUUAUUCCUUUUCUGUUUUGGUACUGCCGCUGCAUACAUCGUGACGAUCUAUGAUAUAUUCAACCCUGUGUUCGUCGCUGCCUUUGGUUCCAACCCUGAUACAUGGUACGGAAUAAUGUUCGUGGAUAGGGUCUAUUUCAGCACUCUAGUCACGGUCGUUAUACUACUGCCAAUAUCACUCCUAAAGGGCAUAGGUUCCAUCAGGUACCUCACUAUGGCGGGUUCUGUGGGAGUGUGCUUCCUGGCUAUCACAGCUAUCUAUACUCUCUCUCGUUACGGUGUCUCGGAUGCCUUUGAUGUGGAUACUGCAUGGACCCCUAUCAAUGCGGGGUCUCUCAUGUCUGCCUUCAGUACGUACAUCUUUGCUUUCUCAAGUCAACCGAACGUACCAGAGAUUUACGUUGGCCUGUCGAACCGGAAGCCGUCUGCUAUGAGGAGGGUCACUGCUGUGUCUAUGAUCGUCAGUGUAAUUGUCUACCUUAUGGUAGGCAUCCUAUUCUUCGUCAACUUCGGAGAUGAUAUCGCCUCCAGUGUUCUCAUCAGUUUGAGUCCAAUGAUCCAGUCUGGUGACCCUAUGGUAUGCAUCGCUUUCAUUCUAAUGGGCGUUGCUAUCAUUGGCUGUUUUCCUCUCAAUAUCUACCCUGUGAGGACGACUAUAUUGUAUUCGUUGGACCCUAAGAAGCAUCGAACCAUCAUUGGUAUAGUCAUCGCUACUUUAACGGUGGCUCUGUCCUUCGCAGUGGCGGUCGCCUUGCCUGAUGUAAAUAUGAUUCUGGGUCUUGUCGGAGCCAUCGCAGGGUCCAUCGUCUGCUUCUUGGGUCCUGGGGCUUUCAAUAUCGUUCUUGCCAAGGGCAAGGGGAGCAUAUAUGCCUGGAAAAACUGGUGGUACUGGUUGAUGAUCGUGGUCGGUUUGGUAUCCCUUGUACUCGGUACCUGGGUUUCUCUAGUUGGUGUUAUCGAUUUCUACAGCAAGUAA